AUGGAUGAUGACUCUGACGAUCCCAAAACUAUUUUUGAAAGCGAUGAAUACAAAUCAAAGUAUACCGUUAUAAGAGGUUUGAUCAAAUAUAGAGUACUGCUAUAUUGUCUCUCUAAAACUUGGUCAAGGGAUUAUGGAUCGAGAUCAAAUACAAAUCCAAUUAUUAAAAUGAAUGGAAUGAGAAAAUCAAUCAAUGGUGGAUUCUAUACAUUACUAGCAGUACCAUAUCUUGCAUUAGACACACCUUCACCCACAUCAUUCUUCAGUCAUCCAGAUGUCACAAUUAUCUUGACACUGUUGACCUAUUAUUAUCAAGGACUUUCAUACUCCCAGUUUAGAGAUGCCUUAAUCCGAUUGGUUUCAACUUGUAACCAACAAAAGAAGAAUGAUAUUUAUAGAUCAUGGAUUAGAAUCGAUGAAAACAUUCCAUUUGAAUUUCAUAGUCUUCAGAGUAUCGUACUUUCAAACGAUCGUAUUGUCAAUCAACUCUAUCAAUACUUUAAGUACAAUAUCAAAGUAAUCAACUUCUGGUUGAAUGAGCUUGUAUUUCCAUUCGAAACCAAACAACAUCCAGAGAAACUGUAUUCCUCUGCUUGGGAUAUUGUAUCUGGCACUCACACUGUUGGAUUCUCUGGAACAAAUGACACAUCGAUUCUCUACCCACUCUCUAUCAAACAAGAAGAUCUUCCAUCGUUGUUAUACACCAAUACCGAGGUAUUUAACUAUAUUCUCAAUCAAGAGGAUAAUCAAGUGCACUUUAUUCCUCAGAAUUGCAGUAUUCUCGAUCGUGUCACAAAGACUGAUACAUUUGCAAGAGUAUUCAUUGAUUCCGGUGCAUUGAUGAUCGGAAUGACCAAUUUCCAAGUUGCCAAAUCAUUCUUGGAGAAAACCGAUCCCAAUGAUAAGAAACUGUUGUUCCAUCAAUCACCAUAUGCCAACAGAUUGGAUCGUGUAAUUGUCUAUCUUGAUGAUUAUCACACAAGAGGUGUCAACAUCAAAUUUGAAAAAGAAACACAUGCAAUCGUUACAGUAGGUCCAAGAAUGACCAAAGACAAGUUUAUACAAGCAUGCAUGAGAAUGAGAAAACUUGGAUUUGGACAAACAGUUUCAUUCAUGGUUUCAGAACAUUUGGGAGUUGGUACUAAUGUUCUAGAUCUUUUCAAAUGGGUAAUCAAAAAUACAAUUAGAGUUAAUGAAAAACAACUUAUGAGGUGGAUGGUUCAUGGUUGUCAUUUCUAUAGAACACACUACGCACUUAAACUCCAUGAUUUAGAAGGAUUGAAAUUAAAUUUACUUCAAUUUUCAUCCCUGUCAGAGAACAACUCACUUAUCGAUAUGUAUCAACCACAGUUUGUCCAGCAAGAUAUCAAAGUUGUUGCACAUAAACUGAUGCUCACUAAAACUCGUGCAUUCAAGUCAAACAUUGAUGGAAUUGUUGAACUGACAAGUGAUGUAUGCACUCAACUAAAUCGUGAUCACAAACAAAGUAUCCAAGAUUUGGAGAAAAGAAUCAAAGAUAUUGGUGACAAUAUUACAAUUUUCGCAUCAGCAGAUCAUGAUGGUGAAGAUGAACGUGAAAACGAUUUCGAAGAGGAGAAAGAAGAUGUACAAAUCCAAGAAACAGUGGUACCAGCAGAACCAAAGACUAGUCAGAAACUAUUGAAUCUGAUUUCGUCCAGAGAACAAGUAAAGAGAAUUUUCUAUCACCCAACACUUAUAUUAGAGUAUGAAAAUCUAAUCAAGUGUGAAAAGUACUGUAUUCUUCCUAUAGAAUCAAUCUAUUAUAAAACACCAAUUUGGAAACUUCUCACUAAGGAUAAUACUUUGACAAAGAUAUUUGAUAAUAGAAUAUGGGUUACAUCUGAUUUCGUAUACUCACAAACAUCAGUUAAAAACCCCAUGGAUUACAACCGUCUCUUCAAUUAUGUCUUGAUACUUUGGGAUGAGAAAAGAAUCAUUGUUCUCUCUCAAAACGAUGCCAACGCUGCAUAUAUAUGUAUUCAAGAACUUUGGAAAUCCGAUGAUUCGAUAAUAAGAGCAUCUCUUCACCAAACAAGAGCACAUACCGUUCCUAACCAAAGAGAAUACUUACAGUCAGUUCACACUAAACUUCCAGAUGAUGCAGAUUUCGAUUCGAUCCAUGAAUUAAUCGUUCAACUCAACAUCAUCAAUGGAUCGAAAUGUUUCAAUGAUAAUCUUCAAGACACUUGUAAAUUCCUUGGAAUUCGACAACGUAUUGAAUCCAAUGAGGAUACGAUGGACACUGAUGAGAAUGAAGAUGAAGUGGAUCGUGAUGGAUUCAUCAAAAGUCAGAAAGCUAGAUUCAAUGGUAAACCAUUCCAAUUCUUAGAGUUGAACUAUAAACUCAAUAGAGUAUUCGAUUUCUUUGGUAGUGAUAUUGCUAAAGUUUUACCAAAGAUAAAUAAAUAA
Molecule: messenger RNA, 2430 nt
Organism: Heterostelium album PN500
Lineage: Eukaryota; Evosea; Eumycetozoa; Acytosteliales; Acytosteliaceae
Exons: 2
Coding region: 1-2430 (809 amino acids)
Source: RefSeq, a predicted model, not a curated record